Molecule: messenger RNA, 3846 nt
Organism: Arachis duranensis
Lineage: Eukaryota; Viridiplantae; Streptophyta; Magnoliopsida; Fabales; Fabaceae
Product: protein SUPPRESSOR OF PHYA-105 1
Exons: 8
Coding region: 193-3201 (1002 amino acids)
Biological process (GO): photomorphogenesis; protein phosphorylation
Molecular function (GO): protein kinase activity; ATP binding; protein binding
Source: RefSeq, a predicted model, not a curated record
CAACCCAACCCAAUAGUUUUUCUUUGCUCUGAAUUCAUUCAAAAGCAUUCAUUGGUUUCAUAAUUUGUUGCUUGUCAGUGUUGUGGCCAAGAAGAUAUUUUUCCCUCAGCAUCAAUGAAAAACUCUUGGUUACUUAGUUAGCUGAGGAACUGCUGCAUUUGGAUUAUUGCUUGGUGUUGAGUUUCAGAAGUCAUGACUGCAAAUGGUGGAACAGGAACUGAGGAACAACAACAACAACAACACAAGAGGAAGAAGGUGUUUGAUUCUUUGCUCAAACCAAGUGUUCAAAAGUCACCAAGAUUGUGCACAACUAUUAGGGAAGGUUGGCCAGAAAUCUUGCAAAAUGAGUGUGUUAUUGGUAAUGAUGAUAACAACUUGAGUAGAUGUGUUGCUUCGUUAGCUGGAUCUGGACCUCCUAGUACUAGUUAUUGUUCCAUGACAGAUUCUGCUCACAUUGAUGAUGAUUUAACUGUUAGAACUCAUAAUAAGAACCCUAAUUUCUACCCUCAGAGGAAUCAGUUAGCUAUUGAGUCUAGGUAUAGUAACUUGAGUAGAGAAAUUGUGCAACAAGAUGAAGAGCAAAUACCAUUGAGACUAAGCAAAGGGGUUAAGGGAAUUGAAUCCGAAUUUCGCGGCCUGAAAUCAUCACUGAGAGUUUCUGCAAAUAGAAGCAAUGUGGACAAGAUCUUUACCUCAAGCAAUGGCCUUUUUAUUAAUGGAACUUCUCAGAAUACUUCAUCUGCAUAUAGUGUUUCUCAUUUGAUUGUGAAGCAAACCGUGAAGGGAAAGGGAGUUAUUUGCAAGGACUUCGACGGAAGAAUUGGUCCUGCCGGAGUAGUACUUAUGAGGCAGGAGGAGGAUGAGUCUCAUCAAUCUGAUAUGCCGAAACCAGAUGCGACAGAUAACAUGCCUUCCCUGCAAGUAACUGUGAAGUCUGGCACAGGUUCCUCGAAUGACGGGAUGAACUUGAGAGAGUGGCUUAGGCCACAAGGUCAUAAAAUCGAUAAAUCAGGGAGGCUACAAAUAUUCAAGCAGAUUCUGGAAUUGGUUGAUUUUGCACAUUCCCAAGGUGUUGUCAUGCUAAACUUAAGACCAUCUUGUUUCACUCUAUCACCUUCUUCGAGUAAAAUCAAGUACAUCGGUUCAUCUGGCCAACAGGAGUUGCAUAAAUUAUUGACUUGCAAUGUGAACAAAAAAAUGCCUCUAGAACAGGAUGCCGGUGCGAGCCAAAUCUUGAGAAUGAAGCAGCAAAAUUCCUAUGAAGAGACAAGAUCUCUUCGGCAGCAUCAUCAUUUCACUUCCAUUCAUGGAUGUAGGACUACAAUGGCGAAUCAAAUCGGAUCUACCGUAAAUGAGUCCACCAAAUUAGAAGAGAAGAAAUGUAUGUCUUUGACGCAAUUAGAAGAGAAAUGGUAUACUAGUCCAGAAGAGCUAGAUGGUGGGGUUUGCACAUUUUCUUCAAAUAUUUAUAGCCUUGGAAUUCUUCUAUUUGAGUUGCUGUGCAAUAUUGAGUCAUGGGAGUUGCAUUCAGCCGUGAUGUCAGAUCUAUGUCAUAGAAUCUUACCACCAAGAUUUCUAUCAGAAAAUCCAAAGGAAGCUGGCUUUUGUCUUUGGCAUCUUCAUCCUGAUCCGUCUUCUCGCCCCAAUACCAGGAUGAUUUUAGAGUCUCAGUUUAUAGUCGAAUCAGAGAAAUCAAAUUCUGCAGAUGAUGUUCUGCCGGUUGGAGUAUCAGAUGAUGAUGAAGCUGAAACACAGCAAUUACUACAUUUUCUAGUCUCACUUCAAGAAGAAAAGAAAAAACAGGAAUCGAAGUUGGUGGAAGAGCUAAGUUGGUUGGAUGAAGACAUUAAGUUGGUAGAAAGAAGUAAUUCACACGAGACAGAUUCGAUGUUUCCUUUGAAACAAGUGAACUAUCCUGAAUUGAUAGGAAGCAGUUAUCAUUUUCCAGAACAUGCCAUUUCAAGUACUAAUGAGGCAAGAUUCUUGAGUAACAUAAAUCAGCUAGAGAGUUCUUAUUUUUCAAUGAGAUGCCAAAUGCUACUCAAAGAGGCUUCAACCAUCGCAAACUAUGAUAAAGAUGUGAUUGAAAGUAGAGACAGAUUGCAUCAUACAGAGAAUGUUACUAAGGAGCCCAAUAGAAUUCAGAGUUCUGCUGGUUCUUUAGGAACCUUCUUUGAAGGUUUAUGCAAGUUUGCUCGUUACAGCAAGUUUGAAGAACGCGGCACAUUGAGAAACCGAGAUCUGCUUAGCUCUGCCAAUGUGAUAUGUGCUUUGAGUUUUGACCGCGACGAGGAUUACAUCGCAGCAGCCGGAGUUUCAAAGAAGAUCAAGGUUUUUGACUUGAGUAGUAUUAUGAGUGGUUCUGUUGACAUCCAGUACCCUGUAGUCGAGAUGUCGAAUAAAUCAAAGCUUAGCUGUGUGUGCUGGAACAGCUAUAUUAAAAAUCAUCUGGCUUCUACUGAUUAUGAUGGUGUUGUUCAGAUGUGGGAUGCAGGCACUGGUCAGCCAUUGUCUCAAUACAUGGAGCACCAAAAGAGAGCUUGGUCUGUUCAUUUUUCUCUGUCAGAUCCAAAAAUGUUUGCUAGUGGAAGUGAUGACUGCUCUGUCAAACUCUGGAAUAUCGGCGAGAGAAACUCUGUAGGAACCAUAUGGAACCCUGCCAAUGUAUGCUGUGUACAGUUCUCCAGUUUCUCAACACACCUUUUGUUCUUUGGUUCAGCUGAUUACAAGGUCUACGGCUACGAUCUUCGCCACACUCGAGUCCCUUGGUGCACCUUAGGUGGUCAUGGAAAAGCUGUUAGCUAUGUAAAAUCUGUAGAUGCUGAAACAGUUGUUUCUGCUUCCACUGACAACUCUUUGAAGCUAUGGGACCUGAAGAAAGCAAGUUCUUCUGGUUUGUCAUCUGAUGCUUGUGCCUUAACCUUCAAAGGUCAUAGUAAUGAAAAGAAUUUUGUAGGUUUAUCUGUUUCAGAUGGAUAUAUUGCAUGCGGUUCGGAAACUAAUGAGGUAUAUUGUUAUCACAAGUCACUGCCAUUGCCAAUCACUUCUCAUAAAUUCGAAUCUAUCGAUCCGGUUUCUGGUCAUUCGACUAGUGAUGACAAUAAUGGACAGUUUGUUUCUAGUGUCUGCUGGAAAAAGAAGUCCAAUAUGCUUGUUGCCGCCAAUUCGAUCGGAAUUGUGAAACUGCUACAGAUGGUUUGACAGUGGGAAAGUAUACAUUGGUUAACAAUGAAAUCGGAAAAGCAGUUCGGUUUCAGCAUUCGCAAUAUUUCGGAUUAAACUUUAUUCUUCAAUUAUUAACAAGGGAGUAAAGCUUGAAUGGGAUCUCUGAGUUUGUCCAAUGGCAUUGACUCAAAGAAGCUAUUUCUUGAUGAACAAGAAAUUUAUGAAGCAUGUCCAAAAUAUAUGAUUUUUGAAUUGAAGAAUCAGUGAAGUUGGAGCCUUGUAACUCUCUUAGAAGAUUCACUUGACUACUAUGUUUUCUUUGAUUUGUCGCGGCUCUCAAAUCGACAAGGUAGCUGCACCAGACUUGAAGAUUGUUGUCCUUCAAAAUUCAUUGAAUUUGCUCCUUCCCCCAAGUUUCUCCAUGGAUGAGUGGAGACUGCAGUCUGUUAAGGAAGUGAGGAAAAUAUAUUACUGAAAUUGCAGAUUUGGAUGCACCCCAGAUAUUAUUCACUAAUUUCCAUGACUUUCCAAAUGAAAUUGUAAUUUAUCAAAAGAAUACCAUAUAUGCUUUUGAAUUACUUGCAAAGAAAGCUAACUGUAGUUGAUACAGGGAAAAAAUAUAUAUUACUGUACACCAUCAUUCAAAAUUAUGCAGAAGUUGCAUGCUUUUCACCUUUUUCA